This is a messenger RNA of Thyridium curvatum, 2202 nucleotides long. RefSeq lists its product as uncharacterized. Bases 1 to 2202 code for a protein of 733 amino acids. The transcript is spliced from 2 exons. Gene Ontology annotation, biological process: regulation of DNA-templated transcription; DNA-templated transcription. The record is from RefSeq and is a predicted model, not a curated record. NCBI's taxonomy places the organism in Eukaryota, Fungi, Ascomycota, Sordariomycetes, Thyridiales, Thyridiaceae. Gene Ontology annotation, molecular function: DNA binding; zinc ion binding; DNA-binding transcription factor activity, RNA polymerase II-specific.
AUGGAUGGCAUUCGAAAUGACUGUGGUCCUAUUCGUCUAUCGUCAACUAUGCAGAGAGUCACGCGAGCACAGGCCAACGCUGGCCGAGUAGCAUGUACAGUCUGCCAUCACAGGAAGGUCAAAUGUGAUGCUCACGAUGGGGGCUUUCCGUGUACCAACUGCCAAAAGUCUGACCGCCCUAGAGACUGCCAUCUCUACCUGAAGCGGAAACGGACAUCCAGGGCGAGCAAGACUCGGGAAGAGAGCACACAGCAGCCCUUCUCAACACCGGGGCCAAUAUUUCUGCCUACUCCGGCGAGGGAUGUUCCAAAACCAACACAGUCUGAGAUAGAUAUAGAGUCUAUCCUUGCUGGUAGCGAUGCUGCUAGCGCAACUACCUCCCUUCUCGCCCAAGCCACACCGAGGCACCUCGAUGAAGUGCCAGUGUCCACAAUCCCGAGUUAUCAGAAUGCAAUCGAGGUCGGGAAUCGGGCUCAAGAGGAUGAUUCAGGGGUAAAUGGAGUCCACGCUGAUCCUUCGGUGGACGGAGAGUACAAGAGAUACCUUGUCGAAUUCAUCGACCAGCCUCAGAUCACAGAGCGGCCCAUCGACAAAGAUGCAAGGAUCAUGUAUGUGGGAAGUGAGGUCUCGAACGUCAAUUUCCUUCUCCGGCAACAGCUUGGAAACAAGACAUCCGGAGUAUGCCACUAUCCCACAAAUCGCAUUGCUCGACAGCUCACCUGUCACGAGCCGGACCGGUUGCCAGUUGAGGCCUUUCAGUUACCGCCAAAGAAAGUGGUCGACGAGCUUCUUGCGGCUUACUUUGAGCAAAUCAACCCUGGCUUCCCAGUAGUCGACGAAACGCUCUUCAUGGCACACUAUCAUGCCAAGGACCCGCAGAACGCACCUUCUUUGUUACUUCUUCACGCGAUCAUGCUUGCCGGCGCUCAUGUCCUGUACGAACAGCCCCAGAGGGAUACUUACAAGGCCCUGUUCUUUCGACGUGCAAAGAUCCUAUUCGACGCCCGUUUCGAACGCAAUCGCGAUGUGAUCGUCCAAGCAGCUCUGCUGCUCACCUGGCACGCAGAUGGACCAGAAGACGUAGGAGCGAACGCCUGGCACUGGAUCGGCGUGGCCACCCGUCAUGCAACCGGGCUGGGCAUGCAUCGUGAUGCGGAAAAGAGCACUCUGGUGGCCCAUAACAAGAGGAUGUGGCGGCGUGUAUGGUGGCUGUUAUUUCAGUGUGACGUCCUCGUCUCCCUGCAAUACGGCCGCCCACAAUCCAUCCAUCUCGACGACACGGAUGUCAAGAUGCUUGAACCAGGCGACUUCCACGGAUGUGGUGCAAAAACCCGAGUUGAUCAUGUGAUACACACGGCAGAACUGUGCGUGAUCAUUUCCAAGAUUCUGCGGCGGCAGUCCCGGCCAGGAACAUCACCCGAGGUUCGUCUCGCCUCCAUGAGGAAAGCGGACGAGUCACUCGCCAAUUGGUCCAUCCAACUUCCGCAGCCCUUGCAACUUAACAUCGGACCAAAUCUCGAUCCAUGGACUGCACUUGUCCAACUUCAGUACAAUACCGUUCUGCUCUUGUUACAUCGGCAACAGCCCUACCCUGAAGCUGACGAUGAUGUGCGCCCUGACGACGUUGACAUUUGCACGAAUGCUGCAGUAGCGAUACAACAGAUAUUCCAGUACCUUAACGAGAGGGAGCAAAUCAAAUAUCUCUGGACGUCGGCAAUCAACUUCCUCUUCACGGCCUUGAUCCAGCUCAGCGUAGAGGUUCGGAUAGCUAAUCCGGUCUUGGCCAUAUCAGCCAUCCGGAGAUACGAUUCAGCCCUGUCAUCUCUCAGAAGGGUUGCAGAGUAUUGGCCAAAUGCACAGUCUGUCAUCGAGUUCUUUGAGAACUCGGUGCGCCUGCAAGGGGUGAAUGAGGCCCAGACAACCCAAGAACCGUCCGCAGAAGAUGCUACAACGGCUCAUGACAUAGGUCAAGAGCUACAUGCUGGAGAGGUAGAGCAACCCGAAAACUUCAAUAUUGCUCUCCAGUCCCUCGAGUCGGGCACUGAUCCAUAUGGUUUGGAUCUAGCCCAAUUGUUCACUAAUAUCAUGUCAGGACGCCAAUAUCCCCAGUCAGACGAGGCUGUUGGUAAUCCUUGGAGUGAAUGGCAGAGGAUUUACUGGCAGAGGCCUGGGUGUCCCGAUGAUCUUCUAUUCACUUUUUAA